Chenopodium quinoa (quinoa) is the source of this 4342-nucleotide messenger RNA. Its product is annotated as zinc finger BED domain-containing protein RICESLEEPER 2-like. The record is from RefSeq and is a predicted model, not a curated record. Gene Ontology annotation, molecular function: DNA binding. The transcript has 3 exons. The coding region runs from base 2987 to 4342 and encodes 451 amino acids. Lineage: Eukaryota; Viridiplantae; Streptophyta; Magnoliopsida; Caryophyllales; Amaranthaceae.
CUUUGAUAUAUUUAUCAAUUAAGAAGAUACCUUACAAAAUUAAAAUACAUAAUUGGUAGAGAAUCAUGACCAUAGAUUAAAAAUUAAGUACCAUUUGAGAAUUCUCGUCCUUAUAUCAAUCAAUUAAUAAAGCCUUAAUCUCAUGAGUGGGGUCGCCUACAUGAAUCAAAAGCGAUUAUUCCAUGUAAUCAUCAACAAAAAUCUUCUUCCUCUAACCCUUACGAUCCAAUGCCUCAUCCUCAUUUAAAUUAAUAUAUUUCGUAUCCUUCCUAACUCCUUCCAACCAAGUCAUUUCGGUGUCUCUCUCCUUCGUUUAACCCCUCCAUGGUCCCACUCUUCCACUAUUCGUACCAAUGCAUUCUCGAGUCUCCGUCUUACAUGCCCAAACCAGCGUACGUAAACGAUUUUCUCUUAAUUUGUCUGCAAUGCCUGUCACACCUACUUUCUUGCGAAUAACCUCAUUUCUGAUUCUAUCUCUUAAAGUGUUCCCGCACAUCCACCUUAACAUGCACAUUUCCAUAACCUUCAUAUUUUUAAUAGUUAUGGAUAACUUGACAAUUCUAAUUCGAAUCAUGUGCUUCUUUAACAUUUUGUACGAUAAAGCAACACUGAACUCGUAUGGUCUUAUUAUGAAAGUCCUGUAAAAUUUUCCCUUCAACAGUAAGGGAAUGUUUCGAUCACAUAACACUCCCGUCCUUAUAUGACUUAUUUAAACAUAACCCUCUAAUCUUACAAAGUUAAUAAUAAUUGCUAAUGUUUUUGGCAAACUAUCUAGGGAUUAAUCCAUGGUAAUUUAGGAGAUUGUGAGUAAGAAAUUUCUAUAUAUAUAUGUGCAAGAAGGCAUGCACGGCAUCCCAUUAGCAUCGUGAUAAUUACGGUAAAAACUAUACAUUUAUAGGAAAUAAAAAGUAGGUUGAAUGAAACAAUGCAAUUCCCAAUUGUUUAAAUAGAGCUUAAAUAUACAAUUCUGUUUCUAUUUGUUUCACCAUGCAUCAUGCAUGCGACAACGUAUGUGGUCCUAAUGAUGAUGAUUUACUAGAUCAUAUUCAUCGUUUAUUUUUAAUUUGUUUUUCUAAGAUUUGUUUCUUCAAUUUCUUAUUGUUUAUUUUACGUUUUAUGUUGCAUGAUUGACGGGACAUUCUAAUAUUAGCUAAAUACUAAUUAAAUGUAUUACUCCUACGGUAGUCCUACCCUUGCAAAUUAAGAAAAUCAAAGAAUAAAUAUAAAGGAGCAUUUGAAGGGCAGAAGAGAAAUGGAUUUUUUUAAAGUGUAGAUGUGGCAAAGCGAUCGUUUGAAUCAGGUCUGGAAUAAGAUAUGAGAUACAAUAUUUAAAAUGUUAAAUAAUCAAUCAAAAUCAUAAUGCACUACAAAUCUUAACCGUACUAAUAGACAUUUAUAAAAAGUAUAUAGAGUUUUUUUAAAAAAAAAAUAAAAAUAAAAAUUAUAAACAUAGCAUUCGAAUAACAAGAUAGUGAUUUUCAAAGAAAGUAAUUAUGUAUAUUUCAAAAAAAAAAAAAAAAGAGUAAUUAUGUUAAUAAAUGGUCACAUAAUUUAACCUUUAGUCAGGUAACGGUCAUGAUGGAUGCUUGUCUUUUACUCAUGUGCGCUCCUAUGCGGCAUAAUUGGGUGUAAUUCUCCGUAUUUGCAUGCUCAUCUCACAUGUACUUGGAUUUUUUAUAACAUCGUUCCAUGAUCCAUAUCAUAAUCAACAACUUGUAGAAAGAAUAGUAUUUAUAUUCAAAACAUGAAAAUUAUAUUGACAAGUUAAAUUCUUUGUUUUUAUGUGUUAUGUCUCUUAGUUUGGUAGGCCUAUAUCUCUUGGGUAUGAUGUUGAUAGUAAUAGGGAACUAAUCAAGAUUAUAGCUAGAAACUUGGAGUCUGAUUGGAUGGUUAUUAUUCCAUAUAAUUUGAAGUUGAAUGAAGUUUAUUUGCAAGAGAAGAAAGCGAUGAAUUAGAUAAGAUAAGCUUUGAAAACAUGUGUUAUAGCUAAUAAGUUCUGAUAAAGUGAUAAGAGUUACCUAAGUUUAAACCAUCAUUAUAAGUUUUGAUGAAGUCUGAAAAGUUUUAAUAAAUUUAGAUAAUAUAAACUAAUUAAUAAGUCUAGUAAGUAAAUAUAUUAAGUGAAUUGGACACACCUUAACUUUGUAUUCCAUACACUUGCUUUUUCACUAAUCUAAAAAUUUAUUAAUGCAUAGUCCAUUGUUAAUUGAAAUCGUAUACCCUAGCUUAUUCAUCCUUACAUAAAAUUAUUACUAGCAUAUGAAAUCACACAAACUAUUGGGUGUAGGGGUGGCAAAAACUGACCCGACCCGAAAACCCGACCCGAACCCGACCCGAAAAUAGCAGGUUAGGGUUGAGAAUUUCGACACGAAAACUUAAAUGGGUUGACACGAACCCGACCCGAAAUUAAAUGGGUUAGGUUAAGGUUGAAAAUUUCAACCCGAAAAUGACCCACAUAACCCGAAAAUAAUUUUCGGGUCAAAAUCAGGUUGGGUUGACCCGAACCCGACCUUAUAACCCGAAUAAAAAAGUCUUAAAAAAAAAAUCAUUUUAAUGGCUAAUGGCCCAAGCCCAAUUUAAAGUUCUAAACCUAAAAAAACCCUAAAUGUGACUAACCCCCACCAGCCGUUUUGUCUCCUAUUUUCUCAUUUUGCCCUCUCUCUCUCUCUCUCUCUCUCUCUCUCUCUCUCUCUCUCUCUAAACUUCUCUGGUACUCAUUUUCUCAACAAUCUCAAGUUCUCAGACACUCCACACUCACUCUUUCCUUCUAGUUCUUUCUCACUCUUUCGUUCUCAAGUUCUCAACUUUUCCCUCUUCUCACUCCUCAACGCCUGAAAGGUAAUGGUUAUUAAUUGUUUUUUAUUUCGUUUCGUUUUUGUUUUGAAUUUCAAGUUCUGAUUCUGAAUUUUCCAUUCUUGUUUUUUUUUUCAAAUCUUCAAAUCUUCAUCUCCUUCAAGCCGUCAAACCUCAAACUCUCAAAGUAAUUAUGGAUGCCGAUGUUCAGCAACUUUCUUCCGAGGAAGAGAAGAUUGACUCGACAACACAAGACAAAGGAAAUGGUAAAAACCAGAAAACUUCUUCUGGUAAACCUCGUGUGAUUCUUACUGGUAAGAAACGUCAACGUCGGCUUUCUUCUGGUGUUUGGGUGAAUUUUGAUUUUUUAGACGAGCCUCAUCAAAAUGGUAAUCUAACUUGCAAAUGUAAAAAGUGUGGUAUACAUUUUAAUGCUGAUAGUAAGAAUGGAAUUGGGAAUCUUUAUCGUCAUUUGAAAAAUUGCAAACAAAGGUCUUUUAGGGAUGUUGGUCAAAUGAUAUUAGAGAAAACGUCCUCUGGUUUAGGAAAUAGAUUGCGUGAAUUUGAUGCUAAUUAUUUCCGUGAAUUAUUAUCUCUUGCUAUUGUGGAGCAUGAUAUGCUAUUUCAGUUUGUAGAGUUCAAGGGUUUUAGGAGAUGUUUUAAUUAUUUGCAUCCUGAUUUCAAACCUGUCACUCGAAAUACUAUCAAAUCUGAUGUACUUAAGAUGUAUAAAAGAGGGAAAGAAAAAUUAAAAGCUGUUUUGGGCUCAACUUGUAGUAGAAUUGCAUUGACUUCUGAUUGUUGGACUUCUAUAACCACUGAUGGUUAUAUUUCAUUGACAGCUCAUUAUGUUGACAAGUCUUGGUGUUUGAAAAAAAAGAUUUUGAACUUUUCUUACAUUGGUCCUCCCCAUACAGAAAUUCAUUUAUGUGAUUAUGUGUAUGGUUUGAUAAAAGAAUGGGGUAUUCAAAAAAAUAUUUUUUCAAUUACAUUAGAUAAUGCUUCUUCAAAUAAUGUUUUUGCUGAAAACCUAAAAGGGGAACUUGAGUUGAUUUGUGGUGGGGAAUUUUUUCAUGUAAGGUGUUGUGCUCACAUUCUUAAUUUAAUUGUUCAAGAUGGUUUAAAAGAAAUUGAUGAGGUUGUGUAUAAGAUUAGAGAGAGUGCCAAAUAUUCUUUAAUUCACUUUCAAAAAGUUGAUGCCAAUUAUGUACAUUGUCCUUCUGUUGAAGAAUGGGGUAGAGUUGAAAAAAUAUGCAAGUUUUUGAAAGUUUUUCAUUAUGUCACACUUGCCUUUUCUGGGACCAAAUAUCCAACUUCCAAUCUCUACUUUCAUAGAGUCUUACAAGUUAGGUUGUUGUUACAAAAUGAAAUGAAAAGUUCAGAUCUUUUUAUGCAAAAAAUGGCUUGUAAAAUGUAUGAGAAAUUUGGAAAGUAUUGGUCAGAAUUUAGUACAUUUAUGGUUGUUGCUGUGGUGUUGGAUCCACGAUAUAAUUUGCAAUGUGUCAAUUGGGGUUACAUGAGGAUAUAUGGUCAGCAUAGUGUUGAAUAA